UUUACAUUUAACAUUUUUUGUUUCACACAUCUAUAAGUAAUUUUUAUUUAGAAUAUUUCCAUAUAAACUUAGUAUGCUCAACAAGUCUUUUGCAAUUACAAUACUUGCGCUGGCAUUGGCAUUGCCGCUGGGCGCAUCAUUUCCAUCAGAUUCGCCAGCCCAGCCCGAAACCUGCCCAUUGGGCGUGAUCUCGUGCUCGACCAGGUCUGUAGGCGUCGACUCUUGUUGCUCACCAACAUACGGUCUGCUGGUUCUGACACAGCAAUGGCACACGGAGCUGGGACCAUCAUAUGAGUUUACACUGCACGGCCUGUGGCCUGACACUUGUAGCGGCCAGCAGACAGGCAACAGCGGCUGCGACAGCUCGCGUUUGUACACCAAUAUCACCGAGAUUGUAAAACCCGACAAUAGCAAUAACAACAAUCCGUUGUUGCUUCAAAAUAUGAACACGUACUGGUCGUCGUACACCGGCGACAACAACAAGUUCUGGUCGCACGAGUGGAAUAAGCACGGCACAUGCAUGACCACGCUGAAUCCUAGGUGCUACGGGUCAUCAUACAUCAAACACAAAGAUGUCAGGGACUAUUUUAACACGGCGUUGCGCCUGCGCAACAAAUACAAUUUGUACGAGGCGCUUUCAGACAAGGGAAUUGAGCCAUCAGAAGACACAAAGUACACGGCGGCCGAAUUCAAGAGUGCUAUUAAAGAAGGGCUUGGGAUAGAAGUGGCUGUUAAAUGCAAGAACGGCGCAUUGAGCGAAAUAUGGGCUUGGUUUAAUGUGAGAGACGCGAUGGUCUAUGUGCCAUCUAAAGAGGCAUUGGUCUCGGACAGCUGCCCGUCGACAUUCAUAUAUCCGCCCAAGGACAACG
Messenger RNA from Kickxella alabastrina, 869 nucleotides. Its product is annotated as ribonuclease T2-like protein. Gene Ontology annotation, molecular function: ribonuclease T2 activity; RNA binding. The annotation marks the transcript as partial. Gene Ontology annotation, cellular component: extracellular region. The record is from RefSeq and is a predicted model, not a curated record. NCBI's taxonomy places the organism in Eukaryota, Fungi, Kickxellomycota, Kickxellomycetes, Kickxellales, Kickxellaceae. The transcript has a single exon. Gene Ontology annotation, biological process: RNA catabolic process.